AGCUAGAAGUGUGGACAGACAGGAGAGGAGAGAGGAGAGAGAAAAUUCAGACACAAUAAAACUCCGAUUGGGGGGGGGACAAAAUAUGUAGGAGGAGGAAGGAGCCGCGGCCUGGGGAAGGGACUGAAAAAGUUUCGGCUGGUUCAACUUCUCUCCUUCCUUCCUUCCUUCCCUCCCCCCUCCCUUUUCAAGCAACAGAAAGAGCAGCAGCCAAGAGCACAAGCUAAACAAGCAGAAGGGGUCAUGGCACGCUUAACGAAACGACGGCAAGCAGAUACAAAAGCUAUCCAGCAUCUUUGGGCAGCUAUAGAAAUCAUUCGGAAUCAGAAGCAAAUUGCUAACAUUGACCGUAUAACAAAGUACAUGUCUCGGGUUCACGGUAUGCAUCCCAAAGAGACCACACGUCAGCUUAGUUUAGCGGUGAAAGAUGGCCUUGUUGUUGAAACCCUGACAGUGGGAUGUAAGGGGUCGAAAGCCGGUAUUGAGCAAGAAGGAUACUGGCUGCCUGGAGAUGAGAUUGCCUACAGUAUGCAGCCUUUCUCCCGGACCACAGCAAAAAUCAAGGACUGGGAGACAGAAACUCAUGACUGGUAUUGUUUUGAAUGCCAUUUGCCUGGAGAGGUGUUGAUAUGUGACCUGUGUUUUCGUGUGUAUCAUUCCAAGUGUUUAUCUGAUGAGUUCAGGCUUAGAGACAGCAGUAGUCACUGGCAAUGCCCAGUUUGCAGGAGCAUUAAGAAGAAGAACACAAGCAAGCAAGAGAUGAGCACGUAUUUGCGCUUCAUUGUCUCCCGUAUGAAGGAACGAGCUAUCGAUCUAAACAAGAAAGGCAAGGACAACAAACACCCCAUGUAUCGUAGGCUGGUGCACACGGCUGUUGAUGUUCCAACUAUUCAAGAGAAAGUAAAUGAAGGAAAGUACAGGAGUUACGAGGAGUUCAAAGCAGAUGCUCAGCUUCUUCUACACAACACAGUUAUUUUUUAUGGAGCGGACAGUGAGCAAGCGGAUAUAGCCAGGAUGCUUUACAAAGAUACCUGCCACGAGCUGGAUGAACUUCAGCUUUGCAAGAAUUGUUUUUAUUUAUCAAAUGCGCGUCCUGACAAUUGGUUCUGCUAUCCUUGUAUACCCAAUCACGAGCUAGUUUGGGCUAAAAUGAAAGGGUUUGGAUUCUGGCCUGCCAAAGUCAUGCAGAAAGAGGACAAUCAGGUUGACGUUCGCUUUUUCGGCCAUCACCACCAAAGGGCCUGGAUCCCUUCCGAAAACAUUCAGGACAUCACCGUUAACAUACAUCGGCUGCAUGUGAAACGCAGCAUGGGUUGGAAGAAAGCGUGCGAUGAGCUAGAACUGCACCAGCGCUUCCUUCGGGAUGGCAGAUUCUGGAAAUCAAAGAAUGAGGACAAAGGAGAGGAGGAAGCAGAGUCUAGCAUUUCUUCCACCAGCAAUGAACAGCUGAAGGUUACUCAGGAACCAAGAGCAAAGAAAGGAAGACGUAAUCAAAGCGUGGAACCCAAAAAGGAAGAGCCAGAGCCUGAAACUGAAGCCGUGAGCUCAAGCCAGGAAAUUCCCACAAUGCCUCAGCCCAUUGAGAAGGUUUCAGUCUCAACCCAGACCAAGAAGUUAAGUGCCUCUUCUCCAAAAAUGCUGCAUCGGAGCACCCAGACCAAUAAUGACGGGGUGUGUCAGAACAUGUGCCACGACAAAUACACCAAAAUCUUCAGCGACUUCAAAGAAAGGAUCAAGGCAGAUCACAAGAGGGAGACUGAGAGGGUUGUGCGGGAAGCUCUUGAGAAGCUGCGUACCGACAUGGAAGAGGAAAAAAGGCAAGCAGUGAACAAAGCUGUUGCGAACAUGCAGACUGAAUGUGACCGAAAGACGAAGCAGGUCAAGGAGAAGUGUAAAGAGGAAUUUUUAGAAGAAAUCAAGAAGCUAGCUAGCCAGCACAAACAGUUGAUUUCCCAGACCAAGAAGAAGCAGUGGUGCUACAACUGCGAGGAGGAGGCGAUGUACCACUGCUGCUGGAACACCUCCUACUGCUCCAUCAAGUGCCAGCAGGAACACUGGCAUGCCGAGCACAAGCGCACCUGCCGCAGGAAAAGAUGAACGCCUGUUUUCUUCCCCUGCGGAGAAGGAAUCGCCCCAGUUUAUUGCUGCUCUCUGACGCAGCAGGUCUCUUUUUGUUUCCAAGGGGGCCAGAAUUGUUUGGAAUUCACUAUCCUCCCCCUCCCCCUUUUUUUGCACCGGCCUUUAAAACACUUUUUUCAUAAAGAACUUUUUGCACAGUUUUAAACUUCAGUCUUGCGUUUUAACGCUCCUCUCAAAUUGUUGUCAGUUCCCCACCCCCCCGGUUCUUUUUACCUUUUUUUUUGUCUGUAAGGUGGUCUGAAUAUGAGCUGGAGCACAUUACUUUUGGGGGUGUGUAUGUGUGUGUGUGUGUGUUAAAAUUAAAAACCUACAAAAUCUGUUGCGUUUUCAGCAAAUAAAAAAUAAAAAUAAAGCAAACGUUUUUAGGUUUCAUAGAGACACAGAAAUAUAAUGACAGGAACAUUUUAAAAACAGAUCUGAAUGUAAGAAGAAUAAAAUUGUUUAGAACAGAAAAGAAAAAAAAGCAUACUACCUUUGAUGUGUAACACUUACCUGUUAAUCGCAUGAGCUGCUUUUUGUUCAGCUUAAUUUACUGUUUAAAGGCAUUAUCUAUUGGUUUGAACCAGUGGGUAUAUAUGAUUGAAUUUUGGGAACAGGGUUGACACUUGCAGGUGCUAGUCCUGCCUAUUUUUUUCUUACAUUUCCCCCCUUCCCAAGUUUGUGUUUGUUUCAUUCAUUUCCCCCCCCCAACACACAAUGUAUAACUUUUAUAACAAAAUAUUAGCUUUGAUCUUUUAGCUUAAAAAAAAAUCACAAGGGACUGGGGUAGCCUCUUGCUGAGCUGGAUCUUAGAGAAAAAAAUAUUUAAAUUUUUGCACAUUUCAUCCUUUUCCUAACAUGAACGCUUGUAAAAAAAAAGAAAAAAAGAGGAAGCCAAAAAAACGAAACAAAGGAAAGGGAAAGAAAAAAAUCCAGUUUUACAUUUAGUUGUACAUGGAACUGUGAAGAUGAGACACGAGAAGAAAAAUGGCUUGAAAAUUAGUCCCCUUGGCCUCCUCCCCAGAGUUCCCUCCCACACCAAAUGGUCUUUGCCCGUUAAUCUACAUUACUUAUUCGAUAGUAAAUUAAUUGAAAUUGGGAAGGGCGGGAGAAAGCACUUAAGCUUCACAGGAGCAGUUAUGUUUGUAUUGGUCAAUCCCAUCCCUAUACUUAGAAUGAAGAAUAAUGCAUGUUACUUUUCUUGUAUUAAAGAUGCUGUGAUUUGUAAAAAUAAAAAA
Messenger RNA from Gekko japonicus, 3356 nucleotides. It is a transcript of the gene ZMYND11, whose product is annotated as zinc finger, MYND-type containing 11. Gene Ontology annotation, molecular function: DNA binding; transcription corepressor activity; protein binding. The transcript is spliced from 16 exons. Bases 244 to 2097 code for a protein of 617 amino acids. Lineage: Eukaryota; Metazoa; Chordata; Lepidosauria; Squamata; Gekkonidae. Gene Ontology annotation, biological process: regulation of transcription elongation by RNA polymerase II. The record is from RefSeq and is a predicted model, not a curated record.